AAGAUCACUUUUUUAUUCUUUUAGGCAACUCGUAGUCUGUGCUCUAGCUGUUCUAGCAGAGGAACGGAAACCUUUGGAAUGCCUGGAUGCAUUUGGAGCCACUGGUAUAAUGGGAUUACAGUGGGCCAAGCAUCUUGGAAAUUCCGUGAAGGUCACAAUUAAUGACUACAAUGAAAACUCUGUAAGAAUGAUACAGGAGAACUGUCACUUAAAUAAAAUGAAAGUGGUGAUGAACUUCAAAGAGGAGGAAGACUGUGAUGAAACAAUAGAAGAAGGGGAGGAAAACUUGCCUGCCAUUGAGGUGACAAAAAUGGAUGCCAAUGUCAUCAUGCACUUGAGAGCAUUUGAUUUUAUACAUCUUGACCCAUUUGGGUCAUCAGUGAACUAUCUAGAUGCAGCUUUCAGAAAUGUAAGAAACCUUGGAAUUGUGUCAGUGACAUCAACAGAUAUCAGUUCUCUCUAUUCAAAGGCACAGCAUGUGGCCCAGCGUCACUAUGGCUGCAACAUUGUCAGGACGGAGUAUUUCAAAGAACUGGCUGCUAGGAUGGUAGUUGCUGCUGUGGCAAGAGCUGCUGCUCGAUGCAACAAAGGCAUUGAAGUUUUGCUCGCUGUGGCUCUCGAACAUUUUGUCCUAGUGGAGGUGAGAGUAUUGAGGGGGCCGUCUCCUGCAGAUGAUACUGUGAAGAAAAUCCGGUACCUGCUCCACUGUCAGUGGUGUGAGGAAAGGGUAUUCAAGAAAGAUGGCAACAUGAUAGAAGAGAACCCUUACCGGCAGCUCCCUUGUGACUGCCACAGCCGCAUGACAGGCAAGACAGCAGUGGAACUUGGUCCUCUGUGGUCAGGAUCCCUCUUCAACACUGGAUUUCUCAGAAGAAUGUUAUUUGAAGCAGUUCAGUAUGGUUUAGAAGACAUCCAGACUCUUCUAAAAACACUAAUAUGUGAAGCAGAGUGCACAAUUCUCAAGCAGUUUUCAAUCCAUGGUCCUACCAGCCAGAACAAACAAGAAGAAUGUGGUGUGUUUAUUAAGACACCAGAUACCGCAGCAGAUUACUACGUUGUACAUGGAAAAAGAAAAAAUAAUGAAAACAACCAAAAUGGAACAAAGCGCCAGAAAUCAGAAAGCAAUGCUGAGCAUCCUGCCUUUUAUUACAAUAUUCACAGGCACAGCAUUAAAGGAAUGAACAUGCCAAAGUUAAAUAAGUUCUUGCAUUAUCUCUCUCAAGCUGGCUACCGAGUAAGCCGGACUCAUUUUGAUCCGAUGGGUGUUCGAACUAAUGUCCCCCUGGCGCAGUUUAAAUCUAUCCUUGUGAAGUACAGUACACCCACAUAUAUGGGAGCGCAAUCGGAGGGCUCUCUGCAGGCUUCUGACGAGUCUCAGAUCUAUAAUAUUUCCUAAGAGGAGGACAUAGCUGGGAGCUGAGGGGGACUGAGGGUGUGGGUGCAAGCAUUACCAGCACCUGUUAAUAAAGUGUUCUAUUCAGCUGUGA
This is a messenger RNA of Podarcis muralis (Common wall lizard), 1487 nucleotides long. The record is from RefSeq and is a predicted model, not a curated record. NCBI's taxonomy places the organism in Eukaryota, Metazoa, Chordata, Lepidosauria, Squamata, Lacertidae.